UCUUAAUGUGCGACCGGAAGCGUGCAGCCCCUCUCGGUGCAGCCUCUCCGUGCAGUCUCCGGCUCUGCAGACAUACCCUUCUCAUUUGUUGUUGCGCUGCUAUUCUGACCAUUACCGCCCUGUGUGUUGUCAACAGUAAUGCUAACCAGCGCGAAGCCCAGGCGAAAUGAUUUCCAACAAGCCCAUGUUGUUGCAGCUAAAGCUAACGCGGUUUCUGCUCAUUCUUACGCGAUGCCACUUAGUUAGUUAGCUGGUAAAAUAAAUAAGCUCCGUGUCGUCUCCUGUUUCAUCUCAGACCGGCCUUCAGAGUGAAGAGGAAAUGACCCAGCUGAGUGUCCGCCGCUGGACGCCUAAACAUGUUGCCAAGUGGCUGAAGGAAGAGGGCUUCUGCGACUAUGUGGACCUGCUGUGCAACAAGCACCGGCUGGACGGCACCAGUCUGCUUGCCCUCAGCGAGUACGACCUCCGCUCGCCACCACUGGAGCUCAAGGUGCUGGGGGACAUCAAGCGGCUGAUGGUGUCCAUCCGCAAACUUCAGAAGCAGAACAUAGACGUGUUAGAGGAGCUGGGUCUUCCCUAUGAUGGCCACUCUCCCACAGGCUCUGGAGGCAGCUUGGACUGGCUGUGUAACGGAGACUCAGGCAGAGACUGUGACAGCACUGACACUGCACCGGUGGGAGAGGAGUACCACCAGUACACUAAUGGGAAGUACAAGCAGCAGAUGAGACGCCUUGAUCCCGAAUACUGGAAGACAGUGCUGAGCUCCGUUUACGUGGUGUUUGUGUUCGGAUUCACCUCCUUCGUCAUGGUCAUAGUGCACGAGCGGGUGCCUGACAUGCGCACAUACCCUCCACUGCCAGAUAUUUUCCUAGACAGUGUGCCUAGAAUACCGUGGGCCUUUGCGAUGGCCGAGGCGUGCGGCGUAAUCCUCUGUAACAUCUGGCUGUUGGUUCUGCUGCUGCAUAAACACAGGUCCAUCCUGUUGCGGCGCUUGUGCAGCCUGAUGGGGACGGUGUUCAUGCUGCGCUGCAUCACCAUGUUCGUUACCUCCCUGUCUGUGCCAGGACAGCAUCUGCAGUGCUCGGGAAAGAUGUACGGCGACAUGUGGGCCAAACUACAGCGAGCUGUGGCCAUCUGGAGCGGUUUUGGGAUGACCCUGACUGGAGUGCAUACGUGUGGCGACUACAUGUUCAGCGGCCACACCGUGGUCCUGACCAUGCUCAACUUCUUUGUCACCGAGUACACUCCACGGAGCUGGAACUUCAUUCACACUUUGUCCUGGGUCCUCAAUCUGUUCGGCAUCUUCUUCAUCCUGGCUGCACAUGAACACUACUCCAUUGACGUGUUCAUCGCCUUCUACAUCACUACCAGACUCUUCCUGUACUACCACACUCUAGCCAACACCAGGGCCUACCAGCAGAGCCGGCGAGCUCGCAUCUGGUUCCCCAUGUUCUCCUUCUUUGAGUGCAACGUCAACGGGCCCGUCCCCAACGAGUACUGCUGGCCUUUCUCGAGACCUGCGGUGAUGAGGAGGCUGAUUGGAUAAUGAGCAGCAGCAGCAGCAGCAGUACUGUCAGACACGUCUUCGGCUGUGCUGCUUCAUCUGCUUUGUCAAGUUGCCAACUAAUGCGGUGUGUCCUCAACAACAAAAGACGCCUGAUGUGAUUGUUGUCAGCACAGAGGUCUGAUGGGACACACAGAGCCAUACCCUCUUAUAUUUCGAGACUUAGUUUCCAACCUGUUUGACCUGUCAACAUUUUGAGGCGGAUUAAACAAAAUCUACAAAACCCUGCUGGGUUUUUUUUUUUUAAAGGUCCCAUCACAUCAUCUUGUGUUUGAUUUAAGAGGUGAACGCAGUGGAGAUGUGUCACACUUAUUGGUUGCUUGUUUUUCCUCUAAAGGGAUGUCAUUUUAUGUAGCAUGAAUUGCAUUUUUCGUUACCUCCCAGGUUAAAGUUAUAUUUGUUAGCCAGUAUUUGGAUAGCACACGGUAAAAAGGAAGCAUCAUCAAUAAAUCUCAGGCAGUGCUGCAGCUAAUCCUUCAUAGCCGCUCAACACUUUCUGUGCAGUUAAAAUACUUGAUUAUUUGGGAGUUUGGAUCUGGAUUAUUGACGGACAGUUUUGUCUUUUGUGAUUUAUCAGAACACUGCUCUGUGGACCACUGUUAAAGCAAUAUGUAUAGAUCUACAGGACACUGUACAGCAAAUAUAUUUUUCAUCAGUUUGAGAAACAGUUGUAGUGAACGUCUCCUGCAUUUCUUGAAAUCAUGCUUACAUUUUGACAACGUUACUUAAGGCUGACAGUUCAAUUCAUGGCUCAUUGUGAGGUGUACAACAACAUAGUGCUUAUAUUGUUGUCAUAGCCUGCUUUUUCCUUAACAAAACUUGAAAGGAUACCUUCAAGAAAAUGUCAUUAUUGGCCAAAAAUGUGGAAUGAAGGAGUUUUUUCCAGCUGUCUUAAAUAUUAUUCCAUUUGCCAAUUACCUUGAGUGUUAUGAUGAUAGGUUUCUCUGUGUAGAAAUGUCCCAAAUCUUUCAUGUUUACUGUUGGACAACUGUAUUAUACUUUUUUUUUUUUUUUUUUAAAGAAAAAAAGAUCAUGCAGUGUAAAUUACCAGACCAAGUACCAUGAGCUGUUCCUGAUAUUAGCCCUUUGACAUUAAUCUGUAGUAAACAGACCCUUAAAUUUGUAUGUAUUUGUUUAUAUUAAUUUAUUUCAUUUUAUAAAUGUCAGUAGGUAUUUUUAUAUUCCAUAUACAAAGGUACAGCAACAUGCACAUGGAGAAAUAUGUUUACAGUUGCUUUGAACUAUGAAACACAAUGUGCUAUUUAAGUGUAAAGUUCAUUUCAAGUUGUCCUCGACAUUUCAUUGAGUGAAACUUGCCAUUGUAGUAAAAGAUCAUUGAUUUGGUCAUUGCAGUAUGUUAGAGACAUGAGUAUUCUAAACGGAGUUGUCAGUCUAACAUUCUUUCAUGGAGGAAGGAUGUUGAUGUGUUCUUAUGCUACUGCGAAGCCACAUUACUCGUUUACUGUCUCGUCAGUCAUGCCCAUCAAUAAAGAGCUGAAAUGAGA
Molecule: messenger RNA, 3069 nt
Organism: Amphiprion ocellaris (clown anemonefish)
Lineage: Eukaryota; Metazoa; Chordata; Actinopteri; Pomacentridae
Gene: samd8a
Product: sterile alpha motif domain containing 8
Exons: 6
Coding region: 320-1546 (408 amino acids)
Biological process (GO): ceramide biosynthetic process
Cellular component (GO): endoplasmic reticulum membrane; Golgi membrane
Molecular function (GO): ceramide cholinephosphotransferase activity; protein binding; sphingomyelin synthase activity
Source: RefSeq, a predicted model, not a curated record